AGAAGUGAUGGAGGGAGAGAGAGGGAGGGGGAGGAGAGGGACAGAGUGUAUGUUCAACUCUCUCCUUCAUUCAUUUUCCUUCAGUCCGUGACUGACGUGACUUACGUGUGGCUGCCAGAAGACUCCCCUCUGUGCAAUCAUGAUUCGGGCCAUCAGUCCCAUUUGUGUUCUUGUCUUUGCACUCCUCUUUGUGUGCAUGGAUGCACGUCCCGAAUCGCCAGGCCGCUCAAGGCGUGCUCCUGCUGCAAAAGUGCGAUUGGCAGGUAUCGGCCACAGAGAAAACGAGGGACGAGUUGAAGUCCUGCACAACGGGACCUGGGGCACUGUAUGCGAUGAUGAGGUCGACAUUAAACUCGCUAAUGUGGUUUGCAGGGAACUGGGUUUCCAAAGUGGCAUAACAUGGGCGCACAGUGCCAAGUACGGAGAGGGAGAAGGCCCCAUUUGGAUGGAUAAUGUGAGGUGUGAAGGAACAGAGAAAACUCUCAAAGACUGCAAGUCGAACGGAUGGGGUAUUAAUGACUGCAAGCACUCUGAGGAUCUUGGGGUGGUCUGCACUCCAGAGAGAAGGCUGGACCAAGUGCAUCCUGGAGUCACCAGAAGAGGGCACACCAUCUCUCUCAGGCCAAACCCAGUCACCUCGAACCGUUGGCAGGACAUUUACUCCAAUUCAAGGACACCUGCACAUCUCAGUCAAGGCAACGGACAUACCCAGGAUCACAGCAGAUGGGAUCAAUUCUCCAGACAGCAGUUUCAUAAUCCGUCUGCCAGUAGGGUGAAGAUCGAGGAAGUCCGCCUCAAGCCGAUCUUGAUGGUUACAAAGAAGCGUGCUCUUGUUACGGAAGGUGUGGUGGAAGUAAAGCAUGCUGGGAGAUGGAGACAGGUGUGUGACAAAGGCUGGAGUCUGAACAGCAGCAGAGUUGUGUGUGGGAUGCUUGGCUUUCCUGAUGCGGAGCAGCCCAACAUAAACACUUACAAAAAAAUAUGGGACAAGAAAGUCAAGGAUUCAACAACCAGAUUGAGUCAGACGACCAAGAAGAAGGGUAACUGGGUUGAGAAAGUACAUUGCCUGGGCACAGAGCCCAGUCUGGCAGAGUGUCAUGCCCAGCUUUCAAUCCCUCGAAGCCCUGGCCCCUGUAAGAACGGUCGCCACGCAGUGGCCCGGUGUGUCCCAGGACCACAGUUUGCUCGUAUGUCCUCUGGCAGACCCCAGGCACCUCACCCUGCACAGCUGUCGGUGCGUCUGAAGGCCGGACCACGUCUGGGGGAAGGAAGAGUCGAGGUUCUCCGUGAGGGAAAGUGGGGAACCGUGGUUGACCACCGGUGGGACCGUAUCUCAGCCAGCGUGGUGUGCAGAGAGCUGGGCUUCGGCACAGCCAAAGAGGCUCUUACCGGAGCAUACAUGGGUCAAGGGACGGGGCCGAUCCACAUGAACACAGUGCAGUGCACUGGCACAGAGCGCUCCAUUUUGGAUUGUUACUUCCAGGAAGUCCCUCCCUGGACAUUCAAACACAGCCAGGAUGCUUCUGUCAAAUGUUAUGUUCCUAAGACAGGCUUUGAGAGCACGGUGCGGUUGGCAGGCGGCAGGGACCCGGCUGAGGGUCGUGUGGAGGUGCUUAUGGAGGUGGGGGGCAGAAAGCGCUGGGGGACAAUUUGCAGUGAGAACUGGGGAAUAAAUGAAGCUAUGGUGGUAUGCAGGCAGCUGGGCUUUGGUUUCGCCGCAAGUGCCCAUCAGGAAACAUAUUAUUGGCAUGGAGACCCUGCAGCAGUAGAAGUGCUGUUGAGUGGAUCUCACUGUGUGGGAACCGAAAUGUCCAUCCAGCAGUGCCGUCGUAACAGUCACGUGCACUGUCCUCGAGGAGGCGGAGCUAAAGCAGCAGGCGUCACCUGUUCUGAAACGGCACCUGACCUGGUUUUGGAUGCACAGCUCGUGCAGGAGAGCGCUUACCUAGAAGACAGGCCUCUGCACCUGCUCACCUGUGCACAUGAGGAGAACUGUCUUUCUUCCUCUGCCAAGCGUAUGCAGUGGCCGUAUGGGCACCGCCGCCUUCUGCGUUUCUCCUCCCGUAUCAUGAACUUGGGCAGAGCCGACUUUCGUCCACGUGCCUCAAGAGAGUCGUGGACCUGGCACCAGUGCCACAGGCAUUAUCACAGCAUUGAAGUGUUCACACAUUAUGACCUCCUCACACUCAACGGAAGCCGAGUGGCCGAAGGACACAAAGCCAGUUUCUGCCUGGAAGACACCUACUGCCCUGAUGGACUUCAAAAGCGCUUUUCAUGUUACAAUUAUGGAGAUCAAGGUAUUUCGGUGGGUUGCUGGGACACUUACCGCCACGAUAUCGACUGCCAGUGGAUAGACAUCACUGAUAUCAGACCUGGAGACUACAUCAUGCAGGUUGAGGUAAAUCCAUCGCUGGACAUGGCUGAAUCAGACUUUAUGAACAACGUCAUGCGUUGUCGAUGUAAAUAUGAUGGACACCGAGUGUUUAUGUAUGGCUGUCAUGCAGGCGAUGCAUACAGUGCUGAAACUGAGGAUUUAUUCGAACAUCAGCGUCAGAUCACCAAUAACUUCAUUUGAGCCUGGUAAAGAGAGAUGAGAGGAGAGGGUGUUCGUUAAUGGCUCCCAGGAAUGCAGCUAAUUGGACAAUAAACUGGGUGAAAGAUGAGGAGAUCUCAGCUGAUCUCAGAACAGUCUACCAGUAGCCCUAAUAAGUGGACACUACAGUACACCGCUAAACUAUUUUCUCUAUGGAAAUGAAUUAACUCUUCCUGAUGUUUGGAAAUCAAACGAAAGGCUUAGUUCACCUAAAAUUAGAUUCUGUCACAAUUUUUCUUAGUAUUUUGUAUUUGACUUUUAUUUUUAAGUACAGUAACUUACUGGUUGCUUUUUUUCCACCCAUUUGCAAUGAAUAGAUACUGGAGCUUAUUUAAAGGUCCCGUUUUUCGUGCUUUUUUGAAGCUUUGAUUGUGUUUACAGUGUGCAGUAUAACGUGUUCAUUUUUCGUGUGUAAAAAAAACUCAGUAUUUUUCACACAAUUCACCUAUCUGUAUACCGCUGUUUUCACUGUCAUAAAAAAAGCUGAUGACUUCCUUGUUCUAUAAAGUCCCUCCUACAGAAAUACGUAACGAGUUCUGAUUGUGCCAGCGGUUUCUGUGUUGUUAUUCGACAGCAGCUGAGCACACGCGGCCCUCCAAGAAACGUGAUUGGGUUAGUUUUGAGAAGCAAGUGGGCAGGAUUUGUUUUGAUAACCUGGCAAUCCUGAUCUGAACGCACGUGCUGGAGAUGUACUUCUAAUCACAGAACG
Molecule: messenger RNA, 3302 nt
Organism: Carassius auratus (goldfish)
Lineage: Eukaryota; Metazoa; Chordata; Actinopteri; Cypriniformes; Cyprinidae
Product: lysyl oxidase homolog 4
Exons: 15
Coding region: 140-2575 (811 amino acids)
Biological process (GO): collagen fibril organization; peptidyl-lysine oxidation
Cellular component (GO): membrane
Molecular function (GO): protein-lysine 6-oxidase activity; copper ion binding
Source: RefSeq, a predicted model, not a curated record